GUGAGUUAUUUAAAUCUGACUGCUACCUUCAGACAAGAUACAAAUUACUCAAGUGGUUCUCUUGAGUUUAAGGAGUCAAUUUAUUCCUUGUUUUUAGAUAAGCAUCCCAAAUUCCACAUCAUAGCCAAGGGAAAUGAAGCCGCUUGUUUAAAACAGACCUUGAGUUUCACACAGUGAUAAAGAGACCUUUGAAAAUCAUCAUCAAAACUAAACACCCCUUAAUGUUUAUCCGUUCCUCAGAAAGCUUGCCUGAGGGAAACUAAUGACCAGACAUUUUCCUUGACAUGUUUUCAUAAUAUGAAACUAGCUUUGAGGAAUUCAGUUUUCCCGACUCCUCGAGCAUGGUUAAUUUACUCCUACUGAGCAGACCGAUAUUAGACUUCCCUUAAGAUUGCUAAUCUUAAUAAUGUGGCGGUGGGUGUAGGACACCCUGGAGGCAGAAGAUGUCAGCUUUCGCUGCUCUGGAAUGUAAAGCGAGGGGAAGUUGGGCGAGAGGUACAGAGAGAGGGGCAUGGGUUUAUGGCAAAGCAUUCCCACUGGAGGAUGGUACAGACUGGCUCUGCUGGUCAAAGGUCUGCUGCUGGGGAGGGGGCACACUGUGCUCUGUUCACUGUCAUCUCAAUGGGACACUGUUUACGAGCAGACAAAGAGCGAGGAAGGUCACCGUCACACAUGCACGCAUGCCUUUGCACAGUACAGGCCGAUGCAGCCCUGUUCAGGGUGGACGUGCAUGGUGGCCUGGAGAAGGGGAUUGUUCGGGAGCAUAAGACACUGCGCUAAACGACAAGAGUCAGGAAACUAGGUUUCAUAAUUUACUGAGAGAUUGGCUGGUGAAUGACAAUCAUGGCUCAGGUGCUUCAUAUGGACCCCAGUUUUCCAGGGAAGAUUAACCCCCCGGAGCCCCCCUCCUUGCAUGGAAAGGACCCAGAGGCUCCAUACUCAGUAGAGACCCCCUAUGGCUACCGUCUGGACCUGGACUUCCUCAAGUAUGUCAAUGAUAUUGAAAAGGGCAACACUAUUAAGAAGGUGCCAGUGCAGCGGCGCCCACGUUAUGGCUCGCUUCCACGUGGCUAUGGCUACACAGGCUCCUGGUGGACCUCCACUGAGUCGCUGUGCUCCAAUACUAGCAUGGACAGCCGUCACUCAUCAUACUCCUACUGUGCGCCGGGAUUUCACAACUCACAGCGACCCAGCUUCAGCACGGCACGUGUGGAGAAGACCUUGCUGGAUGCUCGCCGCAAGCUGGAGGAGGAGAAGGAUGGCCGUCGUUUCUCAAACCUGGACAGCAUGCACAGCAGUAUGGCGGGCUCCAACACCUCCCUGUCCAGUGCCCACAGCUUCAAUCGGGCCCAGGGAGGUGGCUCCCAUACGCCAAUUAGCUCUGGCUUGUCCACACCUGUCUCACCAACGCCCGCCCAUCUGCAACACGUACGGGAGCAAAUGGCCGUUGCCCUGCGGAAGAUCCGGGAGCUGGAGGAGCAGGUGAAGACCAUCCCAGUGCUGCAAGUGAAGAUCUCCGUGCUUCAGGAGGAGAAGAGGCAGCUUAGCGUGCAACUCAAGAGCCAGAAGUUCCUGGGCCACACAAUGGGGUUCAAUCGGAGUCGUCCACGAGGAGAGCUCUACAUCGACAUACCCGAAGAGGAGACGGGAAACGGGACAGGAGCCGCGAAUAGAGCUGCAGGAAGUCUUUCACCUACCACUCCGGGUUCCCUCCAGGACUCAGGAUGUGAAAUCGAGGAGACUGUAAUUGUCGGUGGAGCUCGUCCGGGUGCAAAGCGGGAGGUACGAACUGUCGGUGUAGGGCCUGAGGUGGAAGAAAGGCCGUGCCGCCAUGUUGGAGUAGGAGUGCGAGAAGAGGACUUGGGGUUGCUGCCUGAAACUGAAGCCCUCAAGACUAAGGUGGGGCUUUUAGAAGUUCAGCUGAGGAAAACGAUGCAGGAGCUACAGAGUGCUCAGCAGCAAGUCGAAGCGGCUCAGAGAGAGAGGCAAGCUCUUUCCCCUCAGGUGGACCAUGCGGUGAGAGCUACCAGUCUCGGCUGGCAGGAGCAGCCGGGUCAGGCUGGUGGGGGCCUGCACACUGUUGUCAGUUUUACUCAGCAGCCUCAUCAGCAGAGGACCGUGGGUAUCCAAGUAUAUACACUGGAGCAGCCCACUGUGACGCUGCUAAGAGCCCAGGGUUGCACAUCUCCCAAUCAUCCGGCGGCUACACCAGAAGGACCCCACAGAAGACAUGCAGAGUCCCCAGCAGCAGAGGAAUCGCCGCGUGAGCUUCCCAUUGCAAUAAGCUCUAAGCAGGUGCGGGAGGUCUUGAAAAGUGAAGUGUCCAAAUCAAUGCCAGUGACCAACCAGGCAACUGCUAUGGAUACAAAGUGCAGCCAAGUGACUGCCAUCUCCCAACGGUUUAAAGAGGGAGAAAUUAACCAGCAACCAGCAGAAGAAGCCACCCAAAUCGAUCCAGCGAAACCAGCCUCCCCUCAGUCCACCCUGAGGUCAAUAAUGAAACGAAAGGCUGAUGGGGAACCUGGCUCUCCGUACACCAAAAAGAACCUGCAGUUCAUAGAAGUCAAUGGAGGGUAUGAGUCGACAUCCUCUGACGACAGUAGCUCGGAAAGUUCAGAUGAGAGCGAUGCAAGUGAAUACCACGAGGCUACAGAGAAACUACCAGAAUCUGCGGCACGGCAGUCUCAGGUGGCCUCCUGCAACCCUCAGUCCAUCUGUGAGACAGCAGCUGCCCAAACACCUCAGUCCAGCACUGCCCAGCCACCAGCCAAUCACACUGCAGCACAGCAAAGCACCAGCCAAUCACAAGCCUCGGAUGCAGCUACCCAGCAACAGGUCACCCAAUCACCAGCAGCAGAGGCAGACAUACAGCACUCUGUAAACCAAUCAUCAGUGACCACCACGGCUCAUCCAGAAGGCAUCAUUCAAUCCACAGAGACCAAAUGUGUUUUCCAAGGGUGUACCUCUCAAAGCACUCUUGAACAAGACUCUGUCCAGUUAUCAUACACCAGCACUUCGGUGCAGCAAUCCAAAGCCACCGAUUCAAACGUCCGGCCAGAGGUGUCGGGCCUGACUGCUCAGCAGCCAACCACUCAUUCACAAUCCACCGGUGCCAAACUUCAGCCAGAUGUUAGCCAAUCAAAAACCACUCACCUCACCACCCAACAAGGAGCAACACAGUCACAAUCUACUGAUGCCUCAGCAAAACAGGAUAUAGCCAUAUCCUCCGCCAUGGAUCCAGCCGCUGAUAGAAGCACCACCCCCUCUAACAAACAAACAAGCAGACUGGUAUUGAGUGGCAGCCUCAUUGCGGCGCUCCACACCUUGCAGAAGGCACUCAGUGAACCAAAUGCAUUCAGCCAUCAAAAUGCAAGGACAGCCUACACCACGGUUCUGCAGGAGUGGCUCAAAGUGUCCUGUCAUAAGGCUGCUGACACUGCAGUAGUCAAAGCGUACAUGGACACCUUCGCCUCCAUUUCCCCCCAGCUACUGGAGUUUGUCAUCAACAUAGCUGACGGCAAUGGAAACACAGCUCUGCACUACACGGUCUCUCACUCCAACUUCCCUGUAGUCAAGCUACUGCUGGAUACUGGUCUCUGUAAUGCUGACAAGCAGAACAAGGCUGGUUACACAGCAAUCAUGUUGACAGCUCUGGCUGCCUUCAGUUCUGACAGUGACCUUCAAACCGUCCUACAGCUGCUCAGCACGGGCGACGUCAACGCCAAAGCCAGCCAGGCAGGGCAGACGGCACUGAUGCUGGCGGUCAGUCAUGGCAGAGGGGACAUGGUGAAAGCUCUGCUGUCCUGUGGUGCUCAGGUGAACCUGCGUGAUGAUGACGGCUCCACAGCGCUCAUGUGUGCCUGUGAGCACGGACACGUGGACAUUGUGCGCCAGCUGCUGUCUGUGCCGGGCUGUGAUGCUACACUCACUGAUAAUGACGGCAGCACAGCUCUCUCCAUAGCACUGGAGGCCAGUCAGAAUGACAUUGCCGUGCUUCUCUAUGCGCACCUCAAUUUUGCCAAGCCACCUUCCCCUGUGUCACCAAAGUCUCCAAUUCUGGGAUCUUCCCCUCCCUCCUCUGAACUGAAGUAAACGGAUGUCAUGAAUCUGAUGCCACCUCCUCCAGCAAACGAAACGAUCCUUGUCCAUUCCACGGUCUGUGUGUGAGUUUUCAUGUGUUAGUGUACAUGUGUACAGCAUGUAUACCCACAAGUUAGCAUGUAACAUUUUUAGAAAUAUAAAAAAUGUGCACUCUUAAAAUAAUUAGCACUUGACACCAUUGGUCCUUAUAUGUUGUUUUCUGUUCCUUUUUUAGCAUUUUCCAUUGUAGCAAAGAAAAAAGGGUGAGAUUCAAAUAAGACUAACAACAAGCGUGUAGCAGCAAUAUCAUUCAUCUAGCGGUCCAUUUGUAAAAGAAGUGUUACCUUAUACAAAGUGCAUUUACUUUUAACAAUCCAGCAAUAUUUAGCAUUCAAAUCAUCCAGUUAUAGUCAUACAGCAACUUAUUACAUUUAUAAGAGCGUUGUGUAAACAACAACAACAACAUGUAUUUUAAUCAAGUGUCCUUUCAUGGUUUUUACUAUUAUUAGUCUAAUAAGAAAACAUAUUCUGAGUUUCCACACCAGCUGUUUUCAGAGCAAUGUUUGAUAGCCUUUACAUUGUGAUUUUCAGUACAGUAUAUUUGAUCAUACAGUGCAGGUCUCACCCUACAAUGGGAAACAUAGUGGUGCAGUUACUUUUCUAGGGGAUUUGUAAUGCUAUAUUUUACAGGUAAUACACUUAGGCUGAUAUUUUGGCAUUUUUACUAAAAGAAUUCACAUUGUGCGAUGUCAUCCUGCUUUAGAUAGUGUUUAUAUUCAAUUUGUGGGUUUGUGUCAGUUAUCUGGCUGUACAGGUUCUCAUUAUCCUAAUGGAUAGCAUUGCCCCCACAGAUUUGUUCACAGCCGGUGCAGUAUUAUGGUCUCUUGAUAUUGUACUUUGUUUACUCUGAUUUGUGGAGGACUGCAAGGUUUUGUCAUUUUUGCUCAUUUAAAAACUUGUAUUGAAGGUUUAGUGAACAAGGGCUCUCCAAAGAUAUUAUAGAUGAGCAUAAAAUGGGUUUUCAAGAAUGAAUGAAUUUUUUUUUUUUUUAUCUCUCAGUUUUCUUGCAUAUUGCCAGUUGCAAUCAAACAUAGCCAGAGAAGGAAAUAUGAAGGUACGUAAUUUUCUUGUUGGAUGAGAACAGAUGUUGUCUAGUGAUAUGCACACAUUGGUACUGGCAUGUGUUAACUGAGCACCGGUUGAUUUUGUUUCUUUUGCUCAGUCGCUGGUGGUUUUAGGGUCCAGAAUGUGGGGGAGAGGCUUGGUAUUGUCUAUGACGAAUGUAUAAUGUUUUCCAAAAUGAAAAUAAUAUAUAUCAUCUCCAAAGUUUAAGUGCAAAGACUAUAGAAUUUUUUUUAGCUUUUUUUUUUAAACACAAGAUGUUGGAUUUGAACAUUUUAAAUGGAAGAGCUUUGUUUCAUUUGAAAGAUAGAUUGAAAUGUUUUGGUUUACCCACUUUGUACACAUGCUUUCUUAUAACUAGUUUAGUACCUUAUUCGUUUUAUACUGUUUUGUAUUUGUUUUAUUUAACACUCUUUGAAUAUCUUUAAAAUUGUAAUAUCUGUUCACAGCUUUGUAUAUCUUUUGGCACAUGUGCUGGCCAUGAACCUUUAUGUAAAGUGUUCACAUUUAAAUGUGUCUGUUUGUUUCCCUCGUUUUUGGAAAAAAAAAAUAAAUUUAGAUUUUAGAAUGAA
Carassius auratus (goldfish) is the source of this 5774-nucleotide messenger RNA. Its product is annotated as KN motif and ankyrin repeat domain-containing protein 2-like. Gene Ontology annotation, molecular function: protein binding. The transcript is spliced from 12 exons. Gene Ontology annotation, biological process: negative regulation of actin filament polymerization; negative regulation of transcription by RNA polymerase II; negative regulation of G1/S transition of mitotic cell cycle. The coding region runs from base 835 to 4092 and encodes 1085 amino acids. NCBI's taxonomy places the organism in Eukaryota, Metazoa, Chordata, Actinopteri, Cypriniformes, Cyprinidae. Gene Ontology annotation, cellular component: cytoplasm. The record is from RefSeq and is a predicted model, not a curated record.